Molecule: messenger RNA, 929 nt
Organism: Sinocyclocheilus anshuiensis
Lineage: Eukaryota; Metazoa; Chordata; Actinopteri; Cypriniformes; Cyprinidae
Product: tRNA (cytosine-5-)-methyltransferase-like
Exons: 8
Coding region: 1-903 (300 amino acids)
Cellular component (GO): nucleus
Molecular function (GO): methyltransferase activity
Source: RefSeq, a predicted model, not a curated record
AUGUGUGUGCUUCUUUCAGAGAGCUCAGUUCCUGCUGAAGUUGUUGCUGCUGUGUAUGUCAACACAACAGCCAAUGAAAUCUACAAACACAACUUCCCCAACACCCUACUCUUGCCAAAAACUAUCGAGGGAAUGAUGUUACAGGAUUUUGAUAAACUGAACUUUGAUGUGAUUUUGAUGAGCCCACCAUGUCAGCCAUUCACCAGGAUUGGUUUGCAGGGAGAUGUUGCUGACCCCAGAACAAAGAGCUUCCUCUAUAUCCUGGAGCUUCUGCCAAGGCUUAGCAAGAGGCCGCGCUUCAUUCUGCUGGAGAAUGUGAAGGGCUUUGAGACCUCUGCUGCAAGGGAUGCUUUGCUUAAGACACUGAGAGAGUUUGACUACAGCUUUCAGGAGUUUCUGAUCUCACCAACAUCUCUUGGGAUACCAAACUCUAGGCUCAGAUAUUUCCUCAUUGCAAGGAGACCACCAGGAUCCUUCUCAUUCCCAACUUCAGCAGAGAUUAUAGAGGGCUUCCCCAUGUCUGAGUCCCCAAACAGUCUCGCUGUUCCACACAGUCACCUUACAUCAUCUGAGUGUGAGAGAGAAAAGACUGGGACGAUCAUUUUUAAGCUGGAGACAGAACAAGAGUUGGAAAGGAAGAGGAUCCAGGACAGUCAGGAAACAGUCCAGAGGCUGCAGGACUUCCUGCAGGAGGAUGAAGAAGGCAUGGAUCAGUAUCUGCUGCCCCCCAAAACUCUGCUCAGAUACGCAUUACUGAUGGAUGUAGUUCAGCCCAGCAGCAGGAGAUCAGUCUGCUUCACUAAAGGUUAUGGUCACUAUGUGGAGGGCACGGGCUCCGUCCUGCAGUCCUGUGUGCAUGUGGAGCUAGAGAGUGUGUUUAAGAGCUUGGAGCUGCUUUCUUAAGAGGACAAACUAAAGCAGCUUUCUCA